AUGGAGGCACAGACAAGCUCGCCAGCGGCCGCCGCCGCGCCACUUCCCCCGGACGAUCUCCUUCGGGAGAUAUUCCUGCGCCUCCCGCCGGAGCCGAUCCACCUCUUCCGCGCCUCCUUCGUCUGCAAGCACUGGCGCGGCCUCGUCCAUGACGCCCGCUUCCUCCGCCGCUUCCAUGAUUUCCACGGCGGCACACCUCCCGUGCUCGGCUUCUUCAACCAGAAAGGGCCUCCCUUCUUCGUCCCCACCUCUGGCGGCUUCGCGCUCUCCACCGCCACGAUGUCCCCAGAUGACUGGUGGGCCCUCGACUGCCGCCACGGCCGCGCCCUCAUUGAGAGCUGCCGCACUGGGAUGCUGCUUGUCUGGGACCUCGUGACCGGCGACAAGCAGUACCUACCGCUCCCCGCGCAGGACUAUGCUCAGUACAAUGGCGUGGUUCUGUGCGCGGCCGGCCACGCCGACCACCGCGACUGCCAUUUGUGCCCGUUUCUCGUGGUGUUCGUGUUCAGUGACGACAGGGAUUUCAUCACCUCCGCAUGCGUCUUCUCGUCCGUGACCGGUGCCUGGGGUGAGAUCACUUCGAUUGUUAUACCAGAUGCAUUAAUUCUGCCAAAGCCGACGGCUCUGGUUGGAAACACGAUCUACUUCCCGUUGGAUAACAAUAACAUCAUGGAGUUCCUUUUGGAUAAGCAUAGCUUGGAUUUAGUUGAGGAGGUGCCAUAUACCUACGAUCAGACUAUCAUCAUGCCGACAAAGGAUGGAUGCCUCGGUUUAGCUGGAGUGGAACGAUUCAAUUUCAAUCUUAAUCUGUGGUCAAAGGUGGCGAGCAUUGACGGGGUGGUGACAUGGACACAUCUAAGGGUCAUUGAACUCGAAAAAAUUCUUGCGCCUGAAGCGGUGUCAGCGUGUAUGGUUGGAGGUAUUGGAGCCCAUGCAGUUGGUUGUGCGGUAGAUGCGGAUGUGAUCUUCAUCGAUGUGUAUCCUAGCAUCUAUAUGAUCCAUCUCAAGUCCAUGAAGAUAGAGGAGGUGUCGAAGAAACGAAUCGGCAGACAAUAUGUUUUUCAUUACACAAGUUUCUACACUCCAGGAAUUACCAUUGGUGGUGCAAAUGAUCAAGUUGAACUGCUGAACAACAGUUGAGAUGAUUGUGCUGUUACAUCUGCUGAUACGCUUUGUUGGUUCAAGAGGUUUCCGUCGAGCGGUGAAUGUGGCUGUAAACGAACUGCUACUCCUUGAGAAGUGUGUCGCUCACUUGCAAAACAUGAGGAGUUAAUAGCAUGAUGUUGACCAACUGCAACGGUGGUUGGUAAAACAUAGAUCAUCCUAUGAAAUAUUGCUGAUGACAAGAGCCUGUUCGAGUUUGAUUGGCCUCUGGUUGUCCAUUUGUGGCUUUAAUAAUGCUCUGUAGCACAUUCGUGCUGAACCAAUAUUUUAUGUUUUUCUUCAGAGAUUCCCAUGGCUUUGUGAUCUCUAUGAUCGUCCGCUAAAAAUUGUCACAGUUUGUUCUUUUCUUUUUUGGUGUACCGUCGCAAUGCUGUGUAAUGCACAAAAUUGAACUCUGCUAGUGUGAUGGCAUGGCAAUAUGGCAGGUGCUAUACGCCUAUACCUGGGAAGUAUA
Molecule: messenger RNA, 1618 nt
Organism: Triticum dicoccoides
Lineage: Eukaryota; Viridiplantae; Streptophyta; Magnoliopsida; Poales; Poaceae
Exons: 3
Coding region: 1-1140 (379 amino acids)
Molecular function (GO): protein binding
Source: RefSeq, a predicted model, not a curated record